Gossypium raimondii (Peruvian cotton) is the source of this 1226-nucleotide messenger RNA. RefSeq names its product 3-dehydrosphinganine reductase TSC10A. The record is from RefSeq and is a predicted model, not a curated record. Gene Ontology annotation, molecular function: 3-dehydrosphinganine reductase activity. Lineage: Eukaryota; Viridiplantae; Streptophyta; Magnoliopsida; Malvales; Malvaceae. The transcript is spliced from 3 exons. Gene Ontology annotation, biological process: sphingolipid biosynthetic process. Gene Ontology annotation, cellular component: endoplasmic reticulum membrane. Bases 146 to 1129 code for a protein of 327 amino acids.
GCAAAAUGGGUCUGUACAUUCAGAUUUAUGCUUAAAACUUGCGUAUUAUUCCCGAAUAGAAGGGGUAAAUAAUGUUAGACCCCAUAUGGAGAGAGAUGCUUGCUUAACCUUAAUUAUUUCUCUCCCUAAAACAAAUUAAACUUCAAUGGUGCUCUUCGGUCUUCUCCUCCUACCAAUCCUUCUCCUCCUCCUCUACUUCAUCGUUCGGCCCCGGCCCAUUAACAUACCUAUUAAAAACCGACACGUUUUCAUAACAGGCGGUUCAAUGGGCAUCGGGCUAGCCAUAGCCAAACAAGCUGCAUCGGAGGGAGCGCGUAUUUCCCUCUUGGCUCGUUCCGUUGACCAGCUCCAAAAAGCAAAGGAAUCAAUCUGUCAAGCCUAUGAAGUCGAGGUCUCGAUCUUUAGUGCCGAUGUUCGUGACUACGAUGCCGUUGAGCGUGCGAUAAACGAGGCUGGCAGUAUCGAUGUUCUAGUAGUUAACCAUGGGGUGUAUUACCUUGAGGAGUUUGAGACCCAAGGACUAGAUGUGAUGAAGACGAUGAUAGACGUGAAUCUGAUGGGAAGCUUCAAUGUCAUCAAAGCAGCUUUGCCGUUGAUGAAGGAUAGAAAAGACAAGGAACCUGCCUCCAUUGCUCUUAUGUCUUCAAUGGCCGGCCAGGUGGGUACAUAUGGUUUUGCGGCUUAUUCAGCCACUAAAUUUGGGCUUAGAGGAUUAGCAGAAGCAUUGCAACAAGAAGUUUUGGAGAAUAACAUCCAUCUUUCUUUAAUUUCCCCUCCCGUGACUGAAACUCUGGGAUUUGAACAAGCAAGGAAAACAAUGCCGGAAAUCACCAAAAUUAUAUCGAGCACAUCUACGGAAAUGAAAGCCGAAGAAGUUGGGAAGAUAACAAUACAAGGCAUUAAAUCAGGAAGUUUUAUCAUCCCCUGCAAGCUUGAUGGGCGAGCACUGGCCAUAGCUACAGCUGGUUUAUCCCCUCAGAGAUGUUUCAUCAUGGCGUCCCUUGAAGUGGUUUUUGUCGGUCUGUUUCGGUUUGUAGCUCUGUUUUUGCAAUGGAAUUGGUAUGGGAUUAUAAAAAAAAAAAAAAGGAAAUUCAAGAAAAAACCAGUAACGGCAAGUUUGAUUCACUGAAAUAAAAUAGAGUUGUUAUGUAAUAUUAAUAUAAUAGAAUAUAGUUAUAAUAGAAUAAAGUUGUAAUCAAUAAUCAAUUGCUUGGUUGAAUGGAAUG